AGAUAUCAAAACGUAUCAAUCGAGAGAGAAAGAUGCAGACUUCGGUGACCCCAGAUGCUAUUUCCACCGUUUUGUCAAACCCAUCCUUUGAUUCCUCCUCCGAUCGACCUGAAAUCGUUGUUCAAGUUGUGGAUCUUAAACCUAUCGGCAAUCGAUAUACAUUUAGUGCAAAUGACGGAAAGACGAAAGUCAAAGCGAUGUUUACAGCUUCACUGACACCUGAAAUUAUUUCUGGAAAGAUCCAGAAUCUGGGUCUAAUUCGUCUCAUUGAUUUCACAGUUAACGACAUAUCAAGCAAAUCAACUAAAUAUUUCCUUGUGAAUAAGUGUGAAGCUGUUGGUUCUGUGCUUGAUUCUGAGAUCAACUUGGAGAGUAAGAGUGAAGAGGAGGCUAGUGAGCCUAAGAAGCAGAAACUAGAGCAUUCUCCUGUCACUCCUGUGAAUGAUGUUAAAACAGAUGUUUCUACUGGUAUCACAUUGAAACCUAAGCAGGAAUUUUUAGCCAAAUCAGCCUCUCAGAUAAUGAGUGAACAGAGGGGAAAUGCUGCACCAGCUGCAAGAAUGGCCAUGACUAGAAGGGUUCAUCCACUUGUGUCAUUAAACCCCUACCAAGGAAACUGGACCAUCAAAGUCCGAGUCACUAACAAGGGAGUCAUGAGAAAUUACAAGAACGCUAGAGGGGAAGGAUGUGUCUUCAAUGUUGAACUUACUGAUGAAGAAGGAACACAAAUUCAAGCAACGAUGUUUAAUGAUGCUGCAAGGAAGUUUUACGAGAGAUUCCAAUUGGGAAAGGUCUAUUAUAUAUCAAGGGGGUCACUUAAACUUGCUAACAAGCAGUUCAAGACAGUUCAGAAUGAUUAUGAGAUGACACUGAAUGAAAAUUCAGAGGUUGAGGAAGCUAGUAGCGAAGAAAUGUUCAUCCCUGAGACAAAAUUUAACUUUGUACCCAUUGAAGAGUUGGGUUUGUAUGUAAAUCAGAAGGAGCUUAUUGAUCUUAUUGGAGUUGUUCAAAGUGUAUCUCCGACCAUGAGUAUUAGAAGGAGAACUGACAAUGAGAUGAUCCCUAAGAGGGAUAUAACUUUGGCUGAUGAGUCGAAGAAAACUGUUGUGGUGUCCCUGUGGAACGACCUUGCAACUGGCAUAGGUCAAGAACUGCUAGACAUGGCUGAUAAGUCACCUGUGGUCGCAAUCAAAUCUCUCAAAGUUGGAGAUUUUCAAGGUGUUUCGUUGUCCACCAUCAGCAGAAGCAAUGUGGUUAUAAACCCGGAAUCACCAGAAGCUAAAAAGUUGAAAUCUUGGUUUGAUUCUGAAGGCAAGGAAAUAUCCAUGUCUUCCAUUGGCUCAGGGAUGAGCCCAUCUGCCAAGAAUGGAUCUCGUUCUAUGUAUACUGAUCGAGUCCUUCUCUCUCACAUCACAAGCAACCCAUCUUUAGGCGAAGAAAAGCCUGUAUUUUUCAGCACGAGGGCUUACAUAAGCUUCAUCAAACCAGAUCAGACAAUGUGGUACCAAGCUUGUAAGACUUGUAACAAGAAAGUGACUGAAGCACUUGACUCUGGUUACUGGUGUGAAGGAUGCCAGAAAAAAUAUGAUGAAUGCAGCCUAAGGUACAUAAUGGCGGUGAAAGUCACCGACUCAUCUGGAGAAACAUGGAUUUCCUCAUUCAACGAUGAAGCAGAGAAGAUUCUUGGAUGUUCAGCUGAUGAGCUCAACAAACUAAGAUCAGAGGAAGGUGAAGUAAAUGAAUAUCAGACAAAACUGAAAGAAGCAACCUGGUCAUCUCAUGUCUUCCGGGUUAGUGUCACUCAGAAUGAGUAUAACGGUGAGAAGAGGCAAAGGGUAACUGUGAAAGGAGUAGCUCCUCUUGAUUUUGCUGCUGAAACAAGAUUGUUGCUCCAAGACAUCUCCAACAAGAACAAACCAUCUCAGUAGUAGUUGUUUUUUUUUUCUUCUUUCCUUUCUUCAACCUUAGUAUUUGUUCACUAGUGGCCUAAAAAAGUCUAAAACUUUGCUUGUAAUAUAAGCCUUUCUGCAAU
Messenger RNA from Arabidopsis arenosa, 2032 nucleotides. The record is from the annotation of a GenBank genome assembly. NCBI's taxonomy places the organism in Eukaryota, Viridiplantae, Streptophyta, Magnoliopsida, Brassicales, Brassicaceae.